AUGGUACUUCUGAAAUGGAAUGAUAUAAGGUACAGAAGAAAAGGUGUGCCACCAGGAACAAUGGGUUGGCCUGUCUUUGGUGAGACUUCAGGGUUUCUCAAACAAGGACCUGAUUUCAUGAAAGCCAAGAGAGCUAGGUAUGGAAAUAUGUUCAAGACUCAUGCAUUAGGGUCUCCUACCGUUAUAAGCCUGGAUCCAGAUGUGAACAAGAACAUCCUCUUGAAUGAAGCACAAGGCUUGAUUCCAGGGUACCCUGUGUCAAUGAGGAACAUCCUAGGGAAUAACAAUAUUGCUGCAGUUCAUGGUGACUUUCACAAACGUAUCAGAGGUUCAUUGUUGUCUCUCGUUGGUCCACCUGCAAUUAAGGAUCAUCUUCUGAUAAGAACUGACCAGUUUAUGAGGUCCUUCCUUCACAAUUGGGCUGGUCAGACUAUUGAUAUUCAAGACAAAACCAAACAGAUGGCAUUCUUUGUCUCAAUGAAGCUGAUUGUAGAUGAUGAACCAAAAUCCUUCCACAAGGCAUUUAAAGCUACAUUUGACAACAUAUUGUUAGGAACUAUAUCCCUGCCAAUUAAGAUUCCAGGCACCAGUUACUACAUAGGACUUCAGGCAAGAGAAAAAGUCAAUGCAAUUUUGAAGGAGCUUUUAGCCAAGAGAAGAGCUUCUGCUGAUCCUCAUGAUGAUAUUCUUGACAAGCUUUUGACAUGGGAGGACCCCAAGUACAAACUCAACGAUGAAGAGAUAAUUGACCAGAUCAUUACAAUCUUGUACUCAGGUUAUGAAACUGUGUCAACCACUACAAUGAUGGCUAUCAAAUAUCUCCAUGAUAAUCCAAAAGUCCUUCAGGAACUACGAGAAGAACAUUUUGCAAUCCUAGAAAGAAAAAGAUCAGAGGAACCACUCACUUGGGAGGACUAUAAGAACAUGAGUUUGACUCGCGCGGUUAUUCUUGAAACCUCCAGAUUGGCCAGUAUCGUGAAUGGGGUACUCAGAAAGACUAAUACAGAUGUAGAACUGAAUGGAUUUAAAAUUCCAAAAGGAUGGAGAGUUUAUGUGUACACCAGGGAGAUAAACUAUGACCCCUUCUUGUAUCCAGAGCCUUUCAGUUUUAAUCCCUGGAGAUGGCUGGAGAGAAGUCUGGAGGCUCACCACCACAACAUGCUGUUUGGAUCAGGAGUUAGGAUGUGCCCAGGAAAAGAAUUGGGCAUUGUUAAAAUCUCUGUUUUCCUUCAUCACUUUGUUACCAAAUUCAGGUGGGAAGAAGAGGAAGGAAAUGAACUUCGCAAGUUUCCAAGAGUUGAAGCACCAAAUGGAUUAAAAAUAAGGGUCACAGAGUACUGGAAAAUCAAGCAUUGA
This is a messenger RNA of Neltuma alba, 1356 nucleotides long. RefSeq names its product cytochrome P450 85A-like. The record is from RefSeq and is a predicted model, not a curated record. NCBI's taxonomy places the organism in Eukaryota, Viridiplantae, Streptophyta, Magnoliopsida, Fabales, Fabaceae. The transcript is spliced from 9 exons. The coding region runs from base 1 to 1356 and encodes 451 amino acids. Gene Ontology annotation, molecular function: oxidoreductase activity, acting on paired donors, with incorporation or reduction of molecular oxygen; iron ion binding; heme binding. Gene Ontology annotation, biological process: multicellular organism development; brassinosteroid biosynthetic process; brassinosteroid homeostasis.